AUUGCAUCCUAUCCUAUCUACCUAUCUUGUUUCAGCUGACGGUAACAAAAUAAGUGAAAGUAAGCAAGUGCACUUGUAGGAUAGGAGUCUUAUCAGUUUAGGAGCGCGUAUAUAAGACGGACAGUUUUGCUACAGAGACGCGUUGUAGUUUUGUUGAAUUGUGUUUAUACACAUCCGACUGUUCACGCGCAAAGGUGAUGUGAAAAAGAGUGUUUAGUAUUAAAUAAGGUCGAUUGAUAUUUCCGUUUCCAGCACGUGAAACGUAUGAAACAUCUAUUGUGCGAGUGAAUUACAAAGUAUAAAAAUGUACAUUCUCACGAAAACACUAGCACUAAUAGUGUUAGGUAUCUCUUCUAUGGAAGCUGCGAAAGCUCCAACAUUUAGCAAUACUUACACAGUAAAAGGAACUCUCUACAUUCCAUAUGCUGAAAUCAGAGAACCAUUUUAUGCCUGGUAUGAUGGUACAAGUGGGUCCAGUAGAAUUGACUACUACGGAGGAAUGGUAAAGACAUACCAAUUGUCUCAUAAGGGACUGUAUGGAAAAAGCUUGAAAAUUGUCCCACUUACUACUGAAUCUCGUCUCAAUGAAGAAACGUGUUUUGAAGUAAAUGGCACGCAGGAUUUCAAGAUCCAGUGUCAAGCUAUUAUUCCAGACACAACUGGAAUGGAAUGUAUUGGCGAGGAACUGAUCAAUGGUUUGUUAUGUGAGAAAUGGAGACUGGUACAAGAGUUUGGAGACAAAUUGAACAAAUACACUCUCUGGAUAAGAUACAAGAAAUCUCCUAAAAUACCUUCCUUUAAAGAACCGAUACCUGUGAGGUAUGAAAUGAAAGGAUUCAACAGUCUCUUAGGCUCUCAUUAUGACCACUAUUAUCUGGAUUAUGAUUGGUACUCCUCUGAGACGCCUAACUCUGAAGUUUUUGAUAUCACAACGAACAUGACAUGCGCCAGUUUUCCUGGACCUGGAGACAAGCACAUAUACACAUUCAAUCCCAUGCGCGAGUUCGUUCAUAAUUACGACGGGCACAUGCAUGAGGCAUUCGAAGAGUUUAAAAAGAACCACAAAAAGGAAUACGCUGAUGACAAGGACCAACUGAUGCGUAAAGAAGUAUUUAGACAAAAUUUAAGAUUCAUCCAUUCGGUUAACCGAGCGAACAAAGGAUACCAAUUGCAAGUCAACCAUUUGGUAGACCGUACCGAGUUAGAACUGAAAGCUUUGCGUGGCAAGCAAUACACCAAAGGUUACAAUGGAGGACAGCCUUUCCCGUAUAACGUUGCACACGAAAUGACCAACGUACCAGAUAGCAUUGAUUGGAGGCUUUAUGGAGCUGUUACACCUGUUAAAGAUCAAUCUGUUUGCGGAUCUUGCUGGAGUUUUGGUACCACCGGUACCAUCGAAGGUGCUUACUACAUGAAGUACGGUGAAUUAGUUAGGCUGUCUCAACAGGCACUUAUUGACUGUUCGUGGGGCUAUGGAAACAAUGGCUGCGAUGGUGGCGAAGAUUUCAGAUCGUACCAGUGGAUCAUGAAACACGGAGGACUGCCGACUGAAGAUGAUUACGGUGGUUAUCUUGGCCAAGACGGUUACUGUCAUGUAGAUAAUACCACGUUGAUAGUCAAAAUUACCGGAUUUGUUAACGUCACACCGGGUGACCCUGAAGCUAUGAAGAUCGCUAUUGCGAAGCAUGGCCCUAUAUCCAUUUCGAUUGACGCAUCCCAUAAAACAUUCUCGUUCUACUCUCAUGGUGUAUACUAUGAACCAUCCUGUGGUAACACACCUGAGGAGAUGGAUCACGCAGUUCUGGCUGUCGGUUAUGGUAAAAUAGAUGGAAAGGACUACUGGUUGGUUAAAAAUUCAUGGUCCACUUAUUGGGGUAACGACGGCUAUAUCCUCAUGGCUCAAAAAGAUAACAACUGUGGUGUGUUAACAGCGCCAACAUACGUUACUAUGUAAAAUAGAGAUAUAAUGUUAUAUUCAUACUUUUAUUACAAUGUAACAGUUGGAAAAUGAGGCUCCUGAAAAUAAUUUUUGUAAAAAAUACUCUCGUUAUAAGUGUUUUUUAGCUGUUCACAGGAAUACGUUGUAAACGAAAAAUAAAUAAAUAAUUUCUUAAUAUUACUUAUA
Ceratina calcarata is the source of this 2125-nucleotide messenger RNA. It is a transcript of the gene 26-29-p, whose product is annotated as C1 family peptidase 26-29-p. Bases 305 to 1954 code for a protein of 549 amino acids. NCBI's taxonomy places the organism in Eukaryota, Metazoa, Arthropoda, Insecta, Hymenoptera, Apidae. Gene Ontology annotation, molecular function: cysteine-type peptidase activity. The record is from RefSeq and is a predicted model, not a curated record. The transcript is spliced from 7 exons. Gene Ontology annotation, biological process: proteolysis.